This is a messenger RNA of Rodentolepis nana, 1416 nucleotides long. The record is from the annotation of a GenBank genome assembly. Lineage: Eukaryota; Metazoa; Platyhelminthes; Cestoda; Cyclophyllidea; Hymenolepididae.
AUGUCACCGGACAAGAAGAUCCAAGUCCAGAAAAUCCUACAAAUCUAUGAUGUAGACAUUCUCAUAAUUAUGGAAGUAAACAUUUCGGAUGACAAACUGAAGUACUACCAAUUCCCAGGUUACACCCUGUACCUUCUACGUAAAUACCGGCAAGUCGCAAGUGGAAUUCUAACUGGAGUAAAAGAAGGCCUCACCUCACACUACGAUCUAAUCAAGAGUAUGGGCUUGUCACAAGACAAAUGUGAAAUAAUCAGAUUAAAUAUAUGGAAAUGUCAAGACCACUUCAAGAUAUAUGCAGUCUAUAAUCCACCUCAGAAUUGUCCAAACUUUGACUAUCUGAACAUUUCACACAAAAUUGUAGUAUUGGGAGACUUCAACGCCCAUUCCACCAGAUGGGGCUACAAGUACACAAAAAUAGAUGGAAAGGAAAUUGAAGACAUGGUAAACAGCAACCCUCUGGAACUUAUUUACAGCAAUGAGGAUCCGGCCACAUAUUUCCACUACAAUGGAACCAGAACAACUCCUGACUUACUUCUGGCUUCAAGCGACAUCAGUGAGCAUACACGCCGCAAAAUAAUUGACCAUCCUGAUUCUGGUCACAAACAAGUCAUUGCUAGAACUGAAAAGAAAUCGGGACGCCCUACUAAACAACUUGAGGACCUGAAAAGAAAGCCCGAGGCCCUUCGCAACACUGCUGAUCAGACUGGAAGAACGGAUGACGUUCAAGCCUGGAGACAUCAAUCGACUGCCCUAAGGCAGGCCAUCUUACAAGCAAACGGUCUUCUUUCGACAACCCCUAAGAAAAACGCUGAGGAGAGAAUUGAAAGUGCCCUAAAUUGUGUAACUCAACUACUAGCAAACUGGUACGACAACAAUGGAAUGCAAUCAACUCCACGAAAACUGCGUUGCAAAAAUUGUUUUGCCCGUCACAGCAUAAACCUGCUUCUAAGGUACAAGGAUACUACCAUAGAAAAAACCUAUGAGUUCACAUAUCUCGGAAUGACUUUUGACACAAAGCUAAAGUGGAAAAGUCACAUUGCUAAAAUGGCAGAACGAACCUCCAAUAGACUGAAUGUACUGAAGCGUCUCGCUGGAGGAAAUGGAGAAGACCCACCUGAUGUGAAACCUACAGGAGGAAAUGGAGAAGACCCAUCUGAUUCUCUACAGGAGAAAAUGGAGAAGACCCACCUGAUUCGGUGUUCAAAGGAGGAAAUGGAGAAGACCCACCUGAUUCGGUGUCUAGCGAUCAACCCACAUGCCCUCUAUGUAACCUACAGGAGGAAAUCUGGCGAAGCACCUUCACAGAUUAGGAGAGGAAAUGGAGAAGACCUACCUGAUUUGGUGUUUAGCGCUCAAGACAAGGACGAAAAUCCAAAGAUACUGGGAAGCAAGAAGACAGCUAAUGAACUGUGUUAA